ACCAAGUACACGAAUGAACUGAGUACAAGUGGUGUUUUCAAAUAUACAUAUGUUUCUUGUGGUUUGCGCGGACAUCACAUAUUUCUUCAGUGAUGGUACAAGGGUCUCCGACAGAUAACGGAGCCUGGAGAUGGGUUGUAGUUUUUGGUGCAUUCAUUUCGCACUUCAUAACUUGUGGCUUUGAGAAGGGAUAUUCGAUCAUUUAUGUCGAAAUCAUACGGGUAUACGGUACAAGUGCUGCGAUGGCAGCAAGUCUCGGAGGUUUCGCAUCAGCAGUUCGUUUACUAUUAGCCCCUUUGUCGGUUUCAUUAAGUGAUAUUUAUUCUGAACAGAAAGUAGUAAUGGCCGGUGGGAUACUAACGUUUCUGGGUCUGCUCAUAUCAGCAUUAAGCGACCAUUUCGCCCUUGUUUUCAUCGGAUAUGGAGUUAUAUUUGGUAAACUCGAUAAAUAAUUAAACUACUUUAGGUUUCGGAUUAACUCUCACAUUUACACCCUCACUAGUCAUAUGUACAUAUUACUUUCACGAACGUCGUGCUACCGCUCUCAGUCUUUCUCUAGCUGGAUGUGGCUUUGCCACAAUGAUUUUGCCGUAUUUUUUCUACUACUUGAUUUCUCAAUAUGGACUCUCUGGAGCUCUGAUAAUGCUUUCUGCGUUCAGUUUGCAUUAUUGUGUUGCUGGUGCUUUAUACUUCAAAAGGACUUCGUAAAAGAGACUGCUGAAUCCAAAUUUGACUCAGAGAAUGACAAAUUGACUUUGCGCUCGCGAGUCUCCAGGUAUCUCUGCUUGCUAUUGAGGAUCAAAAUUGCAUCUGGAGUAUGGGUGAAGCUAUUUUUAUUUUCAUUCAUCUUGAACAUGAUGGGCUCAGGCCCAGUCACAACCCUAUUAAUCGAUUAUUCGAAGCAGCUAGGGGUUAUCGGCGCUCAGUCAGUACAAUUACUUGCUAUUGAAGGUACAGUACAGUUGGUGAUGCGAAUAGCUCUGGGAUUCAUUUUCGAUUAUCGUUUCAUAAAACCUCAUAGAGGUAUUAUAUGGACUGGAGGAAUAGCAUUUUCUUCUGUAAUAAUUAUCUUUAUUACAUUUGCCUCUCAAUUGAAGUAUUUGUCCGCUCUUAUGUUUUUGCGAGGGUUAUUUUUGGCUCUUUAUAUCUCUCAGCAAGCUGUAGUUUUAUCGGAUUUAUGUGAAGGACAACCAGAAACAACGAGUCAAACAAUUGCUAUUGCACAAAUCUGCAAAGGAUUAGGAACGUUGAUUGGAUCUUACUUUUCUGGUCUAAUCAAAGAUUAUACUGAAGAUUAUCGUCCUGCCUUUAUUUUCCUUGGUAUAAUGCAAUUCAUUGGUUUUAUCACAGCGAUUACUUCCAUUAUGUGGGCGCGAAUGAAUUUACGUAAAGAAAAAUAUUUACUUGCUGCUGACAAUUUAUUAUCUAAUACUAGUGUUGCAAAUGUUUCAGAAGCUUCAUUAUCACAACCGGUGUUAAAUGAAAAUAAAACCUCAAAUAAUAAUCAACUUAGUCCUUCUUCAUCUCCUCUCUUUAUCCAUAAGGAGAUUAAUGAAACACGUACACUUCAAAAUCCUAAAAUAUGAUUUUUUUUGGUAAUAAGAUGUCUUCACUUCUUACACUAUUCAAGAUGGAGUAAUCAUUUAUCAACCUAAAACAGAUCUGUAUAUGUAUAUAAACAUUUUAUUUCUGUUUAUAACAAACUGUUGUGUCAAUUUUAUAGAUUAUGCAGAGUAUUUCUUCAUUUUCGAACGCUAUUCUUACACUAUUACUCAACUAUUUGUUUAUUAUCUUUUUUCAUUUUCUCAUACCCAGUUAUCUUUAACCGAUAGUACCAUAUGUAUAUAUCCUUUAAUUUAUCGACAAGUCAACUGAUAAACAAUCUGAGCAAUUUUUCUUAUGAUGAACUAUCGUGUAACUAUUCAUUUCACUGACUUUGUUUAUUCUUACAGGUGUAGUAAAAUUGUACCAGAUGCAGUAGCUGUACUGCUAAAAAACACUCAUCUAUUGAC
This is a messenger RNA of Schistosoma mattheei, 2012 nucleotides long. The record is from the annotation of a GenBank genome assembly. NCBI's taxonomy places the organism in Eukaryota, Metazoa, Platyhelminthes, Trematoda, Strigeidida, Schistosomatidae.